Molecule: messenger RNA, 3757 nt
Organism: Hemibagrus wyckioides
Lineage: Eukaryota; Metazoa; Chordata; Actinopteri; Siluriformes; Bagridae
Product: C-type mannose receptor 2-like
Exons: 13
Coding region: 292-3489 (1065 amino acids)
Source: RefSeq, a predicted model, not a curated record
CAGCGACGCGUCUGAAUGGGUUCUACGGUUUUAACAUCGUCUUCGAGUUAAAUGAAUCGAAAUUUAUGUCCGUUUUCUAAUAAUUAAACCUCAGUUCUGUUCAAUUAAUCGUAACAUUUUUGAAGUACUGUAUAUUUUAUACUUUAAUGACUGUGGACUCUUUCACUUCAUGUUGGCACAUCCCACCAAAUCCCUCCCACAUCCUAUAAUACUUAUACUGGCUUGUUCAGGAUAUGUUAUUCAGUUAUAUUAAAGCAGUACAACAAAUUGGUGGAAAGGAACGAGGAGGAAAUGAGAAUUGGAGCCAUGUUUCAUCUUUUGCUGCUCUUAGGGUUCUACACUACUGGAGUCUGUCUCUCUCGCCAGUAUCACUUCAUUAACCAGAAUAAAACUUGGGCUGAAGCACAGAGAUACUGCAGAGAGAAUUAUGUUGACUUAGCCAGUAUUGAUCAUGCUGAAGAAGAGCUGGCUCUUUUUAGAAAGACAGACUUCAGGAGCAGCAGGAAAACCUGGAUAGGACUAUAUGAUGAUCUGAACAGCUGGAAAUGGUCUUUGAAUAAUGAUUCCUUCUACAAAGAGGGAGAGAGAGUGUUCAGAAACUGGUAUAUAACGAAACCAAGGAACUGGGGUGGAAAAAGUUUGUGUGCAUCACUGUCGAGAUUUAAUGGAGAAUGGCAGGCGACGUAUUGCUCUGCAUUGCUUCAAUUCCUUUGCUACGAUGGGAGAAUACAGGCCAGUGAAAGAUAUGUCCUAGUUAAUGAGCACUUGAACUGGACUGAAGCUCAAAGAUACUGCAGAGAGCAUCACACUGAUCUGGCCAGUGUAAGAAGUGAGACUGAGGACCACCAGAUAAGACUGAUAUAUAAUAUAUAUAAUACUUAUUAUUAUUAUGACAUUAUUUGGAUCGGCCUGUACAGAACCAGGUCUUGGUCAGAUAGAAGCAAUUCUUCUUUCAGCAACUGGAAACCAGGACAACCAGAUAAUUAUGAUCAGAAUGAAUACUGUACUGCUGUGUCAUUGAAUAAUGCCGAUUCUGGGAAAUGGACAGAUGAAAACUGCAAUCAAACAAUCCCAUUCCUCUGCUAUAGAACAAUGUCAUCAGCAUCCUCUCGUGUGUAUUAUUUUGUUAACAAGAAUAAGACCUGGAUUGAAGCACAGAGGCACUGCAGAGAGAAUUACACUGACCUGGCUACCAUUGAGAACAUGGAAGAAAUGAACAGCCUUCUUAAUGCAGUAAAUACGAGCUACUCAGGUUUGGCCUGGAUUGGAUUAUAUGAUGAUCCGGACAGCUGGAGAUGGUCUUUGGAUGAUGAUAGUUUGUAUAAGGAAGGAGAGAAAAUGUACACUGGGUGGUACCAUGAACCUGAUAACUACAACGGAAAAGAGCUGUGUGUGUUUAUUCGCUCUGACGGCAAAUGGUCUGAUGGAGAUUGUAACAAUUAUAUAAAUUUCGUUUGCUAUGAUGGAAGAAAUGUAACAGAUGGUUACAUCUGGGUUGCCCAGUUCAUGCCCUGGGCAGAAGCUCAGCAUUACUGCAGACAGCAUUACACAGACCUGGCCAGUGUGAGGAAUCAAGAAGAUAAUAAAAAAAUCCUCAACCUCACAGGUGGCUCUCCUGCAUGGAUUGGCUUAUACAGGACCAGACUCUGGUCAGACCAGCACGAGUCUACCUAUGAAAACUGGAGACCAGCCAGUCCAUAUAUUCCAGAACAACCAGACAAUGGUUUAUAUGUUUUUUGGGAACAUGGCAAUCAGCAUUGCACAGCUCUAUCACUUAGAGAUUAUGGGCAGUGGACAGAUGAGGACUGCUUAGCUUCAUUCCCUUUUAUCUGCUAUAACAAAUUCUGCCCAGGAUCAUUAUGCACCCGUCAGUAUCACUUUGUUUCUGAGAACAAGACCUGGACUGAAGCCCAGAGAUACUGCAGAGGGAAUUAUAUUGACCUGGCCACCAUUACUAACAUGGAGGACAUGGAAAAACUGGUUGAAGCAGUAUAUGGAAACUAUUCUGGUUUAGCAUGGAUUGGACUGUAUGAUGACAUGAACAGCUGGAAAUGGUCUCUGGAUAAUGAUCUUUUAUACAUGGCGGGAGAGAGAAGCUUUAGAAACUGGUAUAUAAACAAACCAAUGAACUGGCUUGGAAAUAGUGCGUGUGUAUACUUUUCAGUGUUUGACAUGGUAUGGUGGGAGGCACCUUGCUAUUUCACACUGCCAUUCAUUUGCUUUGAUGGAAGGAGAAAUGCUAGUGAAAACUAUAUCUUGGUUCAGCGAUACAUGAGCUGGACUGAAGCUCAGAGAUACUGCAGAGAAAUUUACACAGACCUGAUCAGCGUGAGGAACGAGGCCGAGAACCUGAGAAUACGAUCAUUACUCCGUCAUUAUUUUAGCAAUGUAUGGAUUGGUCUAUACAGAACAUCAUAUUGGUCAGAUAAAAGCAACUCCUCUUUCAGCUAUUGGAAUCAAGGACAGCCUGAUAAUUAUGGACAGAGCGAACACUGUACUGCAGUUUUUACUAACUCUGGGACGUGGACAGAUGAGAACUGUGGUAAAACCUUCCCAUUCUUCUGCUAUAGGACAACAUCAUUAUCCUCUCGUCAGUAUCACUUUAUUAAUGUGAAUAAGACCUGGACGGAAGCCCAAAGAUACUGCAGAGAGAAUUACACUGACCUGGCUACUGUUGAGAACAUGGAGGAAGUGAACACACUCAUUUACACAGCAAAUAGCAACUAUUCUGGUUUAGCCUGGAUUGGAUUGUAUGGUGAUCUGGGCGGCUGGAGAUGGUCUUUAGAUGGUGAUGCUUUCUAUAAGGAGGGUGAGAGAGACUUCAGAGGAUGGUAUGAAGAGCCAAAUAACUACAAUGGGAAAGAGCUGUGUGUUUCCAUGCGCAGCACAGGAGAAUGGUCUGAUCAGCAGUGUACACUGUUAUUGGGAUUUAUUUGCUAUAGUGGUACACACAGGGAAUAUGUGUGGAUUUCUACUAGAAUGACAUGGCAAGAAGCUCAGAGUUUCUGCAGAGCGAAUUACACAGACCUGGCCAGUGUGAGGAACGAAACAGAGCUUCAGAGGAUACUGAGCAUAAUUCACAAUGGCUAUGAGGUAUGGAUAGGUUUAUAUAGGAGCCGAUUGUGGUCAGAUCAGAGCAACUCAACUUUUACAUUCUGGAGACCAGAGAAUCAAGGAUACCACAUAUCUGAACCUGAUAAUGGUUUGUAUAUCUUUGGACAAUCUGGAAGCCAACGCUGCACCUCAGUGGAUUCUACUGGCAAAUGGACUGAUGAAAACUGCUUUGCCCGUUUCCCUUUCCUCUGCUACAGUGGAUCCAAUCCAGGUGUUGUGAUAGUUCUGCGAAUGAAAAUUCAAGUUAGAGGAAACAUGCCGGACUCUCAGAUUAAAGAAUUGGUGUUGAUGCAAUUUCAACAAGAAUUGACCAGACUGGGGAUAUCAAAGAUCCUCAAAAUGCGAGUGAGAAACAUGCGGAAGCUCAGCGCGUGAAAGAGGAAGAGAUCACUGGGAAGAGAUUUUGGUGUUUGUUUUAUCAUUUAUUCCUUCCUUAAUUCCUUCAUUCAUUCACAUGUUAGUUUAGACACGGGUGAGAAAUGCUGUAUAUAAUAAGACCUGCUGAUCUGUAAUAAAACUCAAAUUAUAUUUAUGUACAUAUUCCGAAUAAAUGAAGCUCACUAAAAUGUAUACUAAAUAAAAUAAAAUUUAAAUAAAUGUAAAUAAAACAUCUUGAAAUGCCUCUUACAAAAGAAAAUAAAUU